Messenger RNA from Anneissia japonica, 1353 nucleotides. RefSeq names its product DNA replication complex GINS protein SLD5-like. Lineage: Eukaryota; Metazoa; Echinodermata; Crinoidea; Comatulida; Comatulidae. The record is from RefSeq and is a predicted model, not a curated record. The transcript has 7 exons. Gene Ontology annotation, cellular component: GINS complex. The coding region runs from base 149 to 838 and encodes 229 amino acids. Gene Ontology annotation, biological process: double-strand break repair via break-induced replication; DNA-templated DNA replication.
GUUUGAAGUACAUUAAAGAUACAAAAAUACAACUAAACUAAAUCAUCAGGAGAUGACCUUUAUACAAUUGACAAACUUCCAUAAUGUCAGCGCACACAAGUUCGCGCGAAAUGUAAAACAACAAGAAUAGAAGUUAGCUGAAAUAACGAUGGCAAAUAAGUCAGAUAGUUUUGAUGAAAACCUAAGUGAGGAGGAAGAUGAAGAAGAAGAGGAGGUAGAAAUGACGGCAGCUGAUUUGCUCACAAAGUUAAAAGAAGCAUGGCAGAAUGAAAAGUUUGCCCCUGAGCUGCUUGAAACUAAAAUUGAGUUAGUGGAAUGUAUGCUGGAACAGUUAAAGCAUAUGGAAGAUAACAUUAAAAGCUGUAAGAAAGGGGAUUUUAGAAUUAUUCUGCAUAGAAUAGAGAUUGAUCGUAUAAGAUAUGUCAUCAGCAGUUACCUUAGAAUACGACUUAAGAAGAUUGAGGAUUAUGUUGAUUACAUACUUGAAAACGAAAGAAAUCGUAAAGAAGAUGAACCGGCACGGUUGUCCCCAGAGGAGUUGACAUACGCCAGAGAAUUCUGUAAAAACAAAGAGGAACAUUUUAAAUCAGUUGUACUGAACCACAUGCCACCUAAUUUACAAGGACUAGAAAAGGAAAAGACAAUUUUUGCUCCAAAGCCAAACAUGGAUAGUUAUAUUUUUCUGAAAGUAAAUGAAAAUCAAGAACAAGUUCUUAUAGAACCAGAAACAGAUGAACAACAGGCUGAUGUCGUUGAUUUCGAAAAGGGCGCGCAACAUAUAAUGAAGUACAGACCAAUAGCUAGCUUAGUUGCCAGUGAUGCUAUAUCACUUAUAUAAUAAUUUUUAAAUAUUAUUGAAUUAUGAAUAGUUAUUGUCAAUUUUGUAUAGCACCAUUACAACAUGUGCUCAUGGCACUGUCUUAAGUCAAAGGAAUGGAAAUUAUUGACAGACUAUUCAGGGUUCAAAGUUCCUCAAAAUGCUCCAUCAGCAAAUAUUUGCUGUGGGUUAUGGCUUCACUACAGCAAUUUAUUCUCCUUCUACAGCAACAAGCUUCGUAAAUUAUUUUAAGAAAAGGCCUAUUCUAGAUUAGUACAAGUAUAUAAACCAUUGCUAGGCCUGGGUCAGGUAACUUCGACAGCAAAAACUUGUGGUCGAGCCUGGGAUUUACAACAGCAGUGGAAGACCCUUUCUACCCUUUCUUCUGUAGGGAAAUUCGAACCCUGCUAUUUACUCCUUAAAAUCGUUGCUCACAUCACGAACUAACACAAUCAAGUUAGAUUGUGUGUUAGUUCGUGAAAUCACAAAAGCGCGUCAAAAUAUGCGCAGUUGUUACAGACUUUUUGUGCGAUAAA